CUCAGAAUAAAGAGGGUUUAGAGGGUCCUGAAGAAUAUCCUGAGCUUUCCUAUGUGAUAACCCUCCUCUGAUAAACAAGCCAGAAGUCAUUCAGAUCACAACCAGUGAUUUUAGAAGCUCAUCCUCACAAUUUUACCUUAUAUUUUAUCCGUUUUCUUUGCACUUUAAUGGUUCGGAUCACUUGUGGUUUAUGGCUAUAAUUUUGAAAGUUAACACCGGAUGUCAUGUGUGUUACACUGUGGUUGAUUUGACAGCAAUCCACUGAGCAGCUGAGACUCCUCUACGCCGUAAAAAGGGAAAAGCUCGCAGUCAAAAACAAUGAGGGCGCACGACGCGCAACUCGCUCCAAGCCUCUCCAACAGCGGCGGAGUUUUUCCUCCCGGAGGAUUCAUAGCAUGCGUCUGUGCGCCAGCGGGAGAGAGAAGGAUCACAGGAAUAUAACUUGACGUAUCUGCGGAGUUUGUUAUUAUUUUUUUAUUUGCAAGAGAGGAGGGAAAGGAAUCAUGCCUUUUUGCAAACGGACGAUACUUCCGAAAGAUGUGUGCAAGCCCGACGGCGGGAGGCUGCGGGAGGCUGCGCGCCCGCGGCAGCUUGAGAUUUUCGGGGACUUGGUGGACGUGUGCGGCUUCACCUUGUGCUCGGUGCUCCGGCAGCUGUCGGAUCUGUCCCGGCACUCGGUGAGCAUCCUGGAGGAGCUGGAAGGAGAGCUGGUGUCAGUCUGCCACCGGUCUGGCGCGCUGGAGGGCAGAGUGGUCCGGCUGCAGAGGCACGUCGCGGAGCUGGUCAGCAAACCUCCACCGAGAACCACCAGCGGACUAGAGGCGGAGAGCAGCAGGCGUGGCGGCAGCAGCAACAGCAGCCACGGCGACGGCAACCACAGCAGCAGCGGCGGCGGCGGAGGAGGAGGCAGCAGCAGCAGCAGCGGCGGCGCGGCCCACUUCAGGUCUCCAUGGCAACAGAGCGUGAACGUGUUCGGCUCGUGGAGCAGGCCUGAGUGUGUCGAGGAGCUGCACCAGCAGGCGCAGCUCAACCUCCAGAGCCUGCUGCAAGACUUUGAGGAGCAGUUGUACGACACCAAGCUGACCGGUCAGACGUUCCGACACCCGUCCUCGCAGAGCUCCGACGACACGUCCACCUCGCUCAGCCGAUCGCCCAUCUCCCUCAACAACAAGAGGCCUGACUUUAUCUUCCUGCCGGCGUCCAAACAGCUCUACGAUGAUGAGACCACCUCCUCAGUGUUCGGACUGAGGUCUGUGACCGACCCGUCUCCCUCCCCGUCCCCGUCCCCCUGCGGCUCAGAUCGCCCUCCGUUGGGUUGGAGUAGUAACAACAGCAGCAGCAGCACGGCCACUUCUGCUACCACCGGACCGCCUGUCGCAGAGAAACCCCGCUGGCACCUGGGUAGACGCGCGCCGGGUCACUUCAUACCGCUCGACGUCACAGGUGAAGUAGGAGGCGGAGGGAAAUUCCACGGUGUUGACCUCCUGCAGCACUCCCCGUCCCCAUCCCCCUCUCCAGGGGAGCCCUACCCCCACCAGCCCCGCUCCCUGGAGCCUAUCACCAACACCCCCCACCAGAACCUGCCCCUGAGGAAGACACACUCUGACCUCGACACAACCUUACCUGCAGAUAACAGUUUGGAGCAUCGCACCCCGGACCAGCUUCACCCAGGAACCAUGGACCACUCUGGGCUACUGUGCUCCAACACACCCUCCCCUUCCUGGAAUGGACCUAAAGGCUCCACCUUUUCUCCCGGAGCAUGGAACGAGCCUUACAAUUACAACAUGAACAAAGGUCCGGCAGUUCCGCCCAAACAGCACAGCAUUAUCGGUAACGCAGGAGGAGGGACGCAGGAUGGCGUGAUGUUAGUGGGCUCAGGACAGUCGGUGAGCUCACACUCCAGUUCAUUCAUGUCCGUGUCAGACCACUCUGGGAGAAGAGGGAAUAACAUACCGGGGAUUUCGCUGGCAGCAGCCAUGAUGGAGAAGCGAAGUGAAACAGAAGGAGCUGCAGCAGAUGGAGGGAGAGGAGGAGGCGGAGGAGGAGAUGGAGGAGGAGGGGGAUAUGGGGAGACAGGGAGAGGAAGGGAGAGGUCAGCACGAUCCAUAGCAGCAGCGAACGCCUUCAAGUUCCGGGAGCGUUCCCUUUCUACGCCCACGGAUUCUGGUUCCUUCUGUUUUACAGAAGGUGGAAUAGGCCAGCCAGACAUCACAUCCACAGGGAAUGGGAAUGUUAUGCCAAUAACAGACCACCAACAGCAACAUCAUCACUUCCUGGGUAUGGGUGAGAACUAUGCCCUCCUCUACCCGAGAGGGAGCUCAGAAGACAGUGCAAGUACCACCGACACAAUCUCCGUCACAGCUUCAGACUACAGCACAGAAGGCCGCUUGCGCCUGCGUUCACGCUCCAUCUCACUUAAGAAAUCCAAGCGCAAACCACCGCCUCCUGUGAGGAGUGUCUCUCUAAUGAAGAACCUCGGAGAAGCCGAGGGGAGGAUCCACCACGAAGGCAGUCUUUACCGAGAUGGCCGGCCAAAGAGCCUGCACAUCCCCAGGGAUCACUUCCCAGACUUCCAGCCUGAUUUCCUCCUACCCAGCUCAUCCUGCUCCUCUAAACCUAGUGUUCGUGAGGGGGAGCUGGGCCAGGGAGGCAGUGAUGGACCUCCAAGCCUGGAGGUGCAGGCACCAGAGAGGGAGGGAGAGACAGAGCUGACCUUCCCCACUCACUGGCAGCUGGGGGAGUGGAAGAACAAUGACCCCUACAGGUCUCUUUCAGGCUCCAGUACAGCAACAGGUACCACAGUGAUUGAAUGUAUGAAAGUCAGAGGCAGCUCAGAGUCGCUGCUCGACUCACCCUCCACCUCCAGAGCUACGUCGCCCUCACAGCUCUCCAUGGAAACUGAUGUAAAGGCCUCUUCACCUUUCAAACCCCCAGGACUUAUGUCCCCGUCAAGUGGUUAUUCCAGUCAAUCAGAGACUCCAACCCCAACUGUUCCACUCAGUCAUGUGGCAGGACCAGGGACAGUGGGGACAAUGGGGACAUUGUCAGGGUGUAAGAUGCGCCCAAAGAUCCCAGAAAGAAAAUCAUCGCUACCAUCACCCAAGGACCCUGCUGCAAGGUCUAGAUUGUCCUUUGAAAUGCCUGGGAAUGCACAUCUGGAGCUUUCGUCGAUCAAGCCAAAGCAAAAGGCCAGCAGACGACAUUCUGACACCUCCACGGCGGCAAAACCUGGAAAAAUCAGCCCAAGCUCUUCACAGGCAUUACCUGUGGUUACCCAGAAUGAGCUAAAGACUAUUCGGCUUCGCUCUGUCUCUCGCGGUGACCUAGAGGACUGCCCUGAUGGGGCAUCUGACACCAUUGAAGAAGAACAGCAUGGCCAAGACCUAGGCGAGGACCCCAGCCCACCACCCACUCUACCAAAACCCAAGCCACCUGUCGCUGUUAAGCCCCCCUUGCCCAAGCGGCCCCUAAAUCUCCUCCUGAAGUCUCCUUCCCCCUCAUCCACUUCCCCCCUUGCACUCGACUCACCUCCUGCCUCACCUACAGAACGGCCAGUGCCCCUGGGUAACAUUUACAAAGUCAUGAAAAAACCCAAACCCAAAAAGCCUCUGCCGCAAACUCCUACAAGUCCCUCAGUGCCCCCGGAUUUAAAUUCGACUAUCACCCCACAAACUUCCUAUGAUCAUCAGUUCCUCCCCCACCCCCAGUCCCUCUUUGAUCUCCCUCCUCUCCCAGACCCCCAGCCUCUCCUGGAAGACCCAGUGUUGGAGCCUGAGUUUGAUGCUGACCCAGAGAUCGAGCUUGGGCCUGCAGAUGGAGGCUCACUCCCCUCUCCCUGCAGUAACCAGGAGGUCCCAGAGCUCCAAGACAAGAGCAAGACACUCCCCUCAAGGAUGACAAUCUCCUGUCUGGCAGAGCUGUCAGACAAAAAGAAACCCAAGGUUCCACCCCCAGUCCCCAAGAAGCCGAACGUCUUGCUUCUUCCCUCAUCAGUCCAUUCCUCAACCAACGGCAGCACAGACCGUCAGACACCGCAGACCGACAGCCCUGUUGGACUUCGGUCUCCUGUAGGAGCUUUCCCACCGGAAGAUAUUCCUACUACUCCCAAUGUCCCUGAAAUGCCAGAGCAAGAUGAGAAUCAUUUUGGAACAGAUGAAGACAGUUCAAAAGAGUCAUCACUUCAGUCAUCUCUCCAGGAUUCCUCCCUCACAGAGCUGGAAGAGAAGAUGACCAGCACUGGGAUCGGGGCAGAUGACUCAUCAGCUAGUGAGAAGAUGGUACUCCACAUCGCUGAGGAAACAGAUGAUGACUUGUUGGCCACCAUGCCUACAACACACACCACUGAGGACCUGUUCACUAUUAUACACAGGUCCAAGCGGAAGGUUCUUGGUCGCAAGGAGCCGUCGGACUCCUUCGGUAGCCGCCAGAGCCUGGUGUCCCCAGUGAAGCACAGCACCAGUGGUGGCGACCUCCGAAAUCUCACCUUGGGCAGCAGCCAGAGGUCGAGCUCCCGCAAUGAGAACUUCAUGGCCCUGCUUCAGAAGAAAGGCAGCAAGUCUUCCAGCGGAGGGGCCAGGGUCUCUGCCAUGGAACUUCUCAAAAGCACAAACCCUCUGGCACGACGUGUCACAGAGUUUUCAACCACCACGUCGACGACCGCCGAGGGAGGAGAGGCGGCAUCCGGCAACGGCAAACCCAAUGAUCAAUGAACUGACGUAUUGUAAAAGGAGGCUAACCAGGUCUGUUUGUUGUUGACAAAGCUACCAACCAAUUCUACAAUCUGCCACCCACUGGAGACGGGGCCUUCUGACAAACAUGUCCAACUGGAUCGCUCCAACUACUGAUUGACCAUUUGCACUGUCCAAUCAUAUUGGAGCACAUUUUUUGGACAAAAUGGUCCCUCCCAUGGUUGGAGCGUUAUUGUUCCCUGUCAAACCGGUCCCUCUAGGAAAGCAAGAAAAUCUGUGGAGAGCCAAGUUUGUUCUCACUAUAUUUUCAAUGAAAGGUGGAGGUUUUGAGGUCAUGCUUAAACACUGCACCGUGUUUUCCUUGUUGGGGAUUUGUUCAGUGUGGAGGCCGGAUGGGUGAAAGAAAAGGGAUGUGCAGAUGCUGGGAAUACGAGGAUAUACAGUGGAUAUCUACUCCUGGCUACAUCUAGAUGACAACAACAAGAAGAGGCCCUAAUGACGACAUCCUCUGUGGUACAGAUCUAUACCACAGAGGAUCAGUAAUCAAAUGAAUCCAAGAAAUAAAUGGAAUAAAACACAGAAGAUGUGAGAGUUUCAAAUGAUUCCUCUACGAUUCAACCAAAACCCUCCAACCAGUAGCACUACAGCACCGACACCUGUAGACCCAUAUGAAUUGAAGGGUACAUUUUUAACGGUGUGAUGAGGCAUUUGAGAAAGCCAAUAUGCCUAAAACCUUGGACAUUGUGGCUCUAUGGUAAAUGCUAUACCAUAGCAGGCAGCAGCGGUGUCGUUUUCAAAAGACAACAUUCGGAUGAAGCGCAGGAUUUACAAAGAGAAACCACAUGGGGGCUUUUUGCCACCAAAGAUCAGGCAUGAGCAUGUCACAGAUUUCGUUGCUCAUGCUAUGAACAUGAACCUUCACAAAUACAUUCCACAGAGGCACCCAGCAAGCGGACGACAUUUUGGAACGCAAGCACUUUUCUCUUUUUUUUUUUUGGCGUCGGAGGUCGUUUACACGGCGCAGCCUUUGCGUCGCUCAGUUUUCUUGAGACACUCGACUGGUGUCCGUCCUUAUUAUUUUUAUUAUUUUAUUUUUGCUUAUAUUUUUUUUUUUCUUACACAUGCUAGAUGGCCAUACACAUGUUUAAUUGGACUGUGCUGUAUGUAUCAUGUACAAAGAUAAAUGUAAUGCAUCUAUCAACCAAUAUUCAUUUACGAAGACAAAAAAAUAGACAGUGUACAGAUAUCAGCAAGCAGCUUGGACAACAAACUGCCCACACGAUGGAGGGAACACACACACAAAGACUAAGGAGUGAUGUCAUGGAGGACAAGCAGAAGAGAGACCUAUCUACACAAGCGUGUGUGUGUGUGUGUAUUCAUAUGAGUGUGUGUGCAGAUGAAAUCACGCCUGUGGAGUUUCUAUACGGAGAGUAUGAAGCAGGUCUGGUUAUUAAACAGGGUUUUUAUUCGUUUUGGGCUCUGGUGACAGGACCAAAGGACUGUUAAAAACUACAAACAGGCCAGAGGGGACCUAGCAGUGUGUGUGUGUGUGUGUGUGUGUGUGUGUUCAUGUACGUGUAUGUGUGUGUGUGCAUGUAGAGGGAAGUGCCAGGAACUGAGUGGGAGAAGAAAGAGAGGGAGAAUACAUGUAGUGUUUUGUGCGUCUGUUUUAGUGUUUGUGUGCGCUUCACACUUCGCUGCGUGUGCAUGCUCGGACUCGCACAUGUCUGUGUGUGUGUGUGUGUGUGUGUGUGUGUGUGUGUGUGUUUAUGUGUGCAUCAUCAACCUUCAUCCUUCAUCCCUUCCUUUCUUGGGAAUGCUGUAGGAUUCAAGUCACAGAACCCCGAAAGGAGAUUCUAGAACCAGGAUUCCUAAAUCAAGAGUAUUCUGGAAGCAAGCGAGCAUGCGAAACAGUUCCAGAACCCGACGGAUUCUGGAACGAGGGUGUCUUGUGACAUCAUAAUCCUGUGCAGAGGGACAUUACAGGGCCAAGUAGUUUCCGUUUGUCUCGCCCUCCUCCGUGCACGUUUUCACACGCCGUCUCUCCCAAGAGGGGAGGUACCGCUCGUCCCUCUCCUCCUUUUUUUUUUUCAUCAACUGCCGGAGCACUCUCUCCAUCUGUCUCUCUGCAUAUAGCAUCAUUCUCUUUUAUUCUCUUUCCGCCUUUCUCUAUCCUCUCCUCUGGCACAUAGCACACACUGUCUUUUUUUUCUUUUCUAUACACUGCAACCUCUCUCCGAUUUUGCACGUAGCACCGCCUCUCUAUUUGCCCUCCUCCCUUCCUCUUUUAACCUUCUCUCCAUCCUCUCCUCUCUCCCUGACCCUCCCCCAUUUUUCCGCUAACCUUCCCCUGUCUUUCUUUCUCUCUUCCUCCUCUCCACCUCUCUCUGCAUUCAGUCUAUGCAUCUGAGCUCGGCAGUCAGACGACACGACACCGGAUGAAUGUCAAUGAAUGACUGUUAAGAAAAUAGAUGCUGUGCUUAGUUUGAAAGCGCAAAAAAAAGAAAAAGAAAAAACAUCCUUCUCUUGACACUUAUCUUCUGCCUUCUCUCUUUUCUUGCUCUCUGAGUUUUUAUACUUUAGCUUUCUUUUUUGUUUCCAUGUAACAUGGAAUUAACAUGGAUGGGUGUGUGAAUGAAUGAAUGGGUAGGAUCUGUGCACAAACACGGAAACAGGCAGGGUUUGAAUGUGGUUUUGCAUAAAGGACUUUGAAUUUUGGACUCUGAAACACCCUGUGGUCUUUGACCCUGGACCAACCCUCAGUUCUGAAUCCCUGUGUGGACAGUCUGAUAAUUCUGGAUUAGCAGUGGUUCAGCUCCAACACCUGACUUAUCCCCUGCUUGGAUAGACCGUGUGGAGGGAGGAGGGGGGCCUUUCAUCUCUUGACUCCUAAUCGGCAAACUAACCCAUCGGUGCUAUUGUGUCAGAGCUCCCCCUAGUGGACGGAAAAGGAGGAACCACACAUGAGAACGUGAGAGUAAAAAGAAAAACUUGGUCACACACACAUCUCUCUCUUCCUUACGACAGUCCUUCAGGUAUUCCAUCAUCCUGAAAAAAAAAAGAUGAAGAAUUAAAAAUGCAUAAAUUAUCACCAUUUAUGAUGACUAGUCAAGUGACGCUUGUUUUAAAUAUUUAGUGAAUGAAAAAAGAUAAACCUAUAAAACUCUGUGUUUGUUUGCCUUGUAUACUGAAUUUUGGGGCGUGUUGCUGCAGCGCCUACUGUGUUUUUUAUUUGAUUUUAUUUCUUCUUUUUUUUUUUAUAAUUUCAGCUGCCUUGGUGGUUCACACACAAACACGACCUUUUCUAAAUCUAGCCAAAAGAACAUAUAUGUUUAAUCUGUAUCUGACCUGCGAGGAAAACUGAUAUUUUGAUUCUUUACCGAACAAAUAUCUGCCCAAAUCUGCAGAAAACAGCGGUGAAGUUAUAUUUUAGAGCAAUAUCCCCCAGAUAGCAAAUCACAGAUCUGACAUGGCUGGACUGGAAGCAGCAGAGCAGCAACAUGUGUCCAGCAAUGACUCAUCUGAGAUCAUAUAAAUGAUGGAGGGAAAUCUUACAAAAUAUGAUUUGAACUAAACCCACAUAUUUUGUUCAAAAUAUGGUAACAGAGUAGGAACAGAGAAUAGAGAUAUGAGUACACUGUUAGGGCAGAAAGGACGUGUUGUUUUUCAGCACAAUAAUGACAGGAACCAUUGCCUUUCUUGUUAUAAAGUGAUGUGUGGUGUGUAGGUGUGACACACGCUUGCAUCUAAAAGAGUGUGUAAAAGGGUGGGCUGUCAGAGACUGUGUUUCACUUUCAGCGUGUGUUCAGGAUCAAGAAAUCACCGUGUUGUUUUCCUUGUUCCUGCAAAGACAGAUGGCGGGUAUCUUCGACAUGGCACAUUUGGUUUGACAGUGACUUGAUAGUGAAGAGAGAGGUACAAACAAACAAAAAAAAAACAUAUGGGUACACUGGUAAAUAGGGUGCUAUCCCGUGUGUAGGGAUACAAAUCAUUUCUUAUUGAUAAGAACAUUUAUUUUUUACAGAUAUUUCUCAGAGGUAGAGUUGCUACAGAGGCAGAAAUAAUCUCACAGGUUGGGUUAAAGAAACUACUGCGACAUUACUGCCAACUUGCUGCCGAAUUUUUGCUAAUUUUUAGUUAUACUGAAAGAUAACUGACAAAAAAACAUAUUUACAAAGGGAACAAAAUGCUGACCCUCAGUGUAUUUGGUUGAUCCCUCAAAUCUUCCUAUACACUACAAAAAAAUGAGACUAUUAUUAACCAACAAAUGAGACUAUCUCUGCUUACAGAGCAGUUCUGCCUCCUAGAAAUUCCUGUGGAGCUAAAUUAUUAAUCUCUAAAAUAUGUUGACAACAUAUUAUAUUGAAAAUGACAUUUCUACAAAGUGUGAACAUAUAAAAGAGCUGACAAGAGGAAUAUAUUGAAUAUUUAGUAUAUUAUCCCUUCUUUUGGAGGACAAGAAGGGAAGAGAGGAAGGAGGGGAAAUGAGAGUGCAGAGAGGAGGUUUGAUUCUGCUGAAUAUGGGGAUUACCAUGCUGAAAUUUAUACAUAUUCCAUCAUCUUUUCCCUUCACCUCCUCUCUUCCCCUUUUCUCAGCUGUCGCGUGACUCAGAGGAGUAAUCAUGUUAAAAGCUUUUCCCUCUCUCUCUCACUCUCUCUUUUGCUUCACCUACAAAGUGAUAAAAAAAAAGGUAUGGGAAAGCGAGAAAAGAUGGAGCGCUGCAAUCGCUCGUUAAUUAAUUUGGUUACAUUUUACAGCCUGUCGCUGCAGAUAAGGAACUGCUGAAUAGCGACUUGUUGCUAAGAGACGUAAAUAAAAGCUGUGUCGAAAAAGUUAAGUCGGAGAUUCUGAUUUAAGGCAAUGAGUGUUUUCUCUAAAGCCAACAGAAAGAUCACAAUUUAUCUGAAUAUGGAUAAAUGUCCCCUCAGAUUGCAUUAAGAGACUUAUGACUCCAAAACAAAUUUGACCAGAAGUAAUCUCAGUAUUUGCAAAGAAGCCCAAAUUUAAUAUAUGAAAAACAGCUACUAUAUAAGUAAAAACUGUUAUUUUAACAGAGAAAUAUACCACAACAGGGACAAAGCUUUACAGUAAAUGCAACGGUCCACAUUUAGUAAAACCAUCACAGGAGCACUUUUAAAAAGUUCAAUACCAACACAUUAUAUUUUACCACUAUACAACUACCUGCAUGCCAAAUUAAUGAUUAUGUAUAUGUGAGUAUUAUUCAGGGUUUUAACUAUUACUGGACAUGUAGAGCAACGAUUCAUGGUUCUGCUUCCCAACUCAAACCCAGUGGGUCCCAACAAAGUACCAGGAUUUGGGUCAUACUGGGGUUUUACUGCCUAAAGCGUUGGGUUUGAUUUGGUAGUCAAUGUGAUGCAUUAGCCUGGUGAGGUAGUGGAUUAAAUAGGGCAAAAAUCAAGCUUUGACUUCGUGUUGGGUUCAGGUCUUAAAUUUGGAAGUGCCUGUCAGAUCCAGUAGGGUUGGGUGUUAAAGACAUGUGUACAGGCUGGGUUUGGGUCUCAUUUUCAGGACGUGAGCUAAAUAUUUGGGAUAUUUUGGCUGUAGCUCACCAAAGUACUAAGGUAUUCACCUCAAAGCACCAAAAAAUUGCAUUUGAAAAACUGAGAAAUAGUAUCUUAAUCCCAAUUUUAACCAUACCAAUGACCUCCCCAUGGUAAUCCACAGAUCUAACUGUUAAAGGGGACAUAACAUGCUUUUUGUGAUUUUCUGUUACUUUUAUACUGUUAUGAUGUUAGAUGUCUAUGCUAAAUAUAGUCAAAGUUGAGGUGAAUGUAUGGAAAAUGACUUAAAGAGAGACAGGAGUUAAAACGGUUUCAGACAGAGGCUGAACUGAGGGGCUGCAUAAAGAGCCGGUAUGAGAUAAGAUUUAUCUCUAAAUCAUGCAAUGAUAUUACAGUAGAGCCUCAGAAUAAAGAUAUAGACCUGGAAAUGUGAAUGAUACAUCCCCUUAAACACUUAAUUGAGAAUAAAUUUUGAAGAUGUAAGCGCGGUUCGGCUUUACGAGAGAGUGAAAGAGGGUGGAGAAAAAAGCGACAGAGAAAGAGAGAUAGUGGCUGCAAAUUUGGGCCAAAGAGUAUCUAGUAUUUGUUUUAGGAGUGCCAGAGGGGUGAGGUUUACUAUGUUUGGACAUUUCAGGGGUACGUUGGCAUGCUGCACAUCACAAAAACUGAUGUCCUAUGGUGGUAAACCCCACCCCCCCCUCCCUGUGCCGCUCCAAGCAAAGUGAAGCAAACACCCCCCGACCCCCCCCCCCCCCCCUUAGCCCAAUUUAAACCCCAGUUUUGGGGGCUGUACAGGCAGCUUAUAAAAACACAGAGAUGAGACAUAGAAAAAUAUAGAGAAAGAGAGACAGACAGAGUUAUUGGAAUUAUUCUAUUUUUGUUAUUCCUCAUUGAAAAAGACAUAUUUAAAGGAAUAUUCCAUGUACAUGUAUGUAUUGAAUAGCCUCUGUUUCCCUGCCCCAUCCAAUGGUGUGAUCUGUAGCUGCGAGGUAGUGUCAAACACAUAAACGCUUCUCUCUGCAGCCAAGCAAUGCCAAUGUGAUGAAAUUAUUAUAUCAUUAUAAAUAAAUUAUUUUUCUUGCUUAAAAAAAAACAAAAAAAACGGUUGUUUGUUUGCUUACUAUGUGUUGUUGAUGCUGUCUGCCCUACAAGUCUUCAAGGUUACUUUCUGAAUUAGUGUUAAUGAGUUCCCCCAGAGAGACAACAAUGCUUUUGUUAAUUGGGUGUUCAUGUCUACAGUGAAGUAUGAGAUGCCAACUAAAACCUCUUGAUACAAACUUUCAUCAUUAUUUACUUCUUUAGGCCAUUUAGUCUUGAAAGUACAGUACAGUGCACAUUUGUAUAACAGAAGUUGUUUUAUGAAAGAAAUAUGUCUAUCUUUGUUCCUACUUGACAAGAAACAGCUUCAGUGUCUUAUUUGCUUUCCAUUAGAAUGAAAUCUUGAAUUUCCCUUUGGACAAGUUUGAAAAAUCCUGCUGUUUUCCCCAAAUAUUAUC
Molecule: messenger RNA, 11707 nt
Organism: Thunnus maccoyii (southern bluefin tuna)
Lineage: Eukaryota; Metazoa; Chordata; Actinopteri; Scombriformes; Scombridae
Gene: nhsl2
Product: NHS-like 2
Exons: 10
Coding region: 504-4709 (1401 amino acids)
Biological process (GO): cell differentiation
Source: RefSeq, a predicted model, not a curated record